AUGGUUACAUCUGCAGCUGCUACUGUUACAGGUACAAAUACAGAGGUUGGUGGCCUACGUAAGGAGCUUGGCUUUUACAAGUUUUACCAUCAUAAUACUGUGAAUGUGCUUAUUCAUUCAGUAUGUGUUCCUACUAUUCUAUUCACGACGAUAUGUAUCCUUCAUAGGGUCAGCUUACCAUUCCAAAUUAUGGGAGUAUACCUAACACUUGGACACCUGUUGGCUUUGCGGUUUGCUACUACUUAUUGCAGAUUACAUAUUCCUGUAGGCAUAUGUGCAACUGCAAUUCUAGUCUGUACCUUGUAUGCCUUAGAUGCCGGACUGGUAGGCUUGACGUUGAAGCAAGAAUCAGAAAUAUUUGUUGCAGCUUGGAUAAUGCAGUUCAUUGGACAUGGUGUAUUCGAGAAGAAGAAGCCAGCGUUACUAGACAGUUUGGAACAAAGUUUGGUGCUGGCACCUUAUUUUAUCCUUUUUGAGUUUUUGUUUUUGUUAGGAUUCUUUCCAAAAUUAAGAGCUGAAUUGGAAUCGGAUGUUACCAAGUUAAAAUUGCAAGAGAAAAGGCAAAGCUAA
This is a messenger RNA of Nakaseomyces glabratus, 570 nucleotides long. It is a transcript of the gene MPO1, whose product is annotated as 2-hydroxy-palmitic acid dioxygenase MPO1. The record is from RefSeq and is a predicted model, not a curated record. NCBI's taxonomy places the organism in Eukaryota, Fungi, Ascomycota, Saccharomycetes, Saccharomycetales, Saccharomycetaceae. Gene Ontology annotation, biological process: sphingoid catabolic process. Gene Ontology annotation, cellular component: endoplasmic reticulum.